Trichoplusia ni (cabbage looper) is the source of this 686-nucleotide messenger RNA. RefSeq names its product succinate dehydrogenase assembly factor 2-A, mitochondrial-like. The transcript is spliced from 3 exons. Gene Ontology annotation, cellular component: mitochondrion. The record is from RefSeq and is a predicted model, not a curated record. Gene Ontology annotation, biological process: mitochondrial electron transport, succinate to ubiquinone; protein-FAD linkage; mitochondrial respiratory chain complex II assembly. Bases 89 to 529 code for a protein of 146 amino acids. NCBI's taxonomy places the organism in Eukaryota, Metazoa, Arthropoda, Insecta, Lepidoptera, Noctuidae.
AUCGCCGAUCUAUUUUUGUUUUUCAAGCUUAAAAGAAGAACUCAGAUAUAUUUAAACUAUUUAACAACUUAAGAAAACCCUAAAAACAAUGUUUCGCCCUCUGAGAUAUGUCUACUCAACCUGCAGAAUGACUCUUAAUCUACCCAGUGUUGUUCGUAUGAGUGACACUUCGAAUCCAACUGAGGUAGAUUUUUCUUAUGUGGAAAUACCUCGUUACAAUAUUGAUAAACCGCAAGCACUUGAGACCCGUAAGGCAAGGCUUAUGUACCAGUCUCGCAAGAGAGGAAUGUUGGAAAAUGAUCUUCUCUUGAGUACCUUCGCCAAAAAAUACUUGGAUUCACUUACUGAAGAACAGACAAUGAUGUAUGAUCGCCUCAUUAACACCGUGAGCAAUGAUUGGGACCUCUUCUACUGGAUGGUCGAGAAGCAACCGACACCAAAAGAAUACGAUAACGAAAUUAUGGACAUGCUGAAAAAACACGCUAAAAAUGAAGACCGACUUACCCUACGCCAGCCCAACCUGCAAUAAAACCAGAUGUAUCCCAAAUGGAUUAGCUGAACAAAUAGUUGAAUCUACCUCUGCAUGAUAGGCAGUUAUUUAGUAUUUGAAAGAUUUAUUAAAAUAGGUAUCUAUUUAACUUUUUAAAUUUAUUUGUAAAUUAGUCAAUAAUAACGAUGAUAUAAAA